AAUGGAGGAGAAGUUGGAUUAUCUAAUUGAAUUAGUGCUCUCGCAACGUAAAGGUAGUGAUUCUGAGGAUUCAUUAUCAGAUGAGCAUCUUGCUUCACCACACCAUACAUUUAUUAUGGAGCACGUUGUUGGAGAAGAUAGCCCUAGCUGUAAGGUGGUAUCUCCUGGAGAUAUGGCUGGGGUGGAAUUCAAGAGAAGGAGGGUUCCAAUGAAAAGAAUUUUUGGUUCCGAGUUUACUGAUCCAACUAAGAAGAAAAAGAAAGCAAAGACAAUUGUAACUGAUCCUUGUGAAAUUAAUCCCCUACAGCCAUAUGACGAAAAGCAAAUGAGACGUUUUAAGAAAUGGGUAAUUGGUUUAAAAAAGAAUGAUAAGCCUAUUUCUCUCUUGGCUGGUUCGUGCACUGCGAAAUGGUUUAUUCAGCUACUUACACCACGUACAUGGCUGGACGGACUGCACAUUGAUGCAGCUUUAGGGUUGAUGAAAGAACGAGUGUACACUUACAAGAAGACUUACUCCGAAAGAUUCACCAUCGUGGAUUCUAUGUUCCAACAGUUCUCGAACCACAUUGGGAACAAUUCAACAAGAAGAAAAUCAAAUCAAGCUACAUUUGGCCACAAGAAGUGCUUGAUUACUUGGUAGGUGAUGAUAACAAUUUCAAAAGGAGU
This is a messenger RNA of Humulus lupulus (European hop), 666 nucleotides long. RefSeq lists its product as uncharacterized. NCBI's taxonomy places the organism in Eukaryota, Viridiplantae, Streptophyta, Magnoliopsida, Rosales, Cannabaceae. The transcript has 2 exons. The coding region runs from base 2 to 640 and encodes 212 amino acids. The record is from RefSeq and is a predicted model, not a curated record.